AUUUUAUAUUAAAAUGGGUUCUGAAAAACACAAGAAAGAAAAGAAAGAGAAAAAAGAGAAGAAAGAAAAGAAGGAGAAGAAGGAGAAAAAAGAAAAGAAGGAAAAAAAGGAGAAGAAAGAAUCAGAUGCAGGCAAAAAGAGAUCUAGAAAUGUUAGCAAGGAGAAAGAGAAAAAGAGGGAUGAAUUUUAAAAACCAAAGGCACCAACUAAAUAAAAUGCAGAAUAAUCAAGGGGAUUUCGUUUCGAUUCUCCGCCAAAGGAUCCUUUACAAAAUACUCCCUUCUCAAACUUUAAGAGUAAAUUAAUUGACUAAGUAUCUUUGGGAGAAUUCGAAACCAUACUACCUGCCAAUCCUCUUUAGAAUCCCUUGGCCUCUUUGGAAGCACUCUAAGCAAUGACCCCAUUAAUUUAAAUGCAAAGAUUACAGUAAUUAAGAGCCUAAGCAGAUGUAAAAGCUGAUAGAAAACUUUAUGUUGGAAAUUUACCACCGAAUAGUCAACCAAAAGAACUCUAAGAUUUCUUGAAUUAAACUUUAUUAAAAAUGGGUGUUAGUUCAGAACAUGCUGGUUCUAUCUGCAACUGCUGGAUUGAUUCAAAUGGCCAUUUUGGUUUCAUUGAAUUUAGAUCUCCUGAAGAAGCGACGUAGGGUUUCAUUUUGAAGGAUGUGAUCUUUAAAGGACAUCAACUGAAAAUUGGUAGACCAAAGUCAUUUUUGACUUCCUUAGCUGCUGUAAACCAAUAGAUGAUGAGUGAACAAGCAUUCAAUCCUUUGAGUAGCAUGAAAGGGAAUGAUAAAGACUCGUCAUCUCUUAUUAGCUUUAGACCACUUAAGUUGAUGGCCAGAUAUGUGUAAAUACCUACUAAUAUUUUAGUUAUUAAAAAUGUCCUGACUCUUGAAGAUGUUACGAUAGAUGAAGAAUUCAAUGACAUUAUGGAUGAUAUUAAAGAAGAAUGCUCUAAAUUCGGAACUGUGAAAAAUAUUAUUAUUCCAAGACCUGAAUUUGGUAAAAUUAUUAUUGGAGUUGGAAAAAUCUUUGUGGAAUAUGAAAAGACCUAAGAAGCUAGAACUGCCAGAAGAUAUCUAGCUGGUAGAAUGUAUGGCGAUAAGACAGUUGAAUGUGAAUAUCUAUCCAGGGAAAAAUGGGCUAAAAGAUAAUUCACAGAUCUCAAUGAGGAUAUUUUAAGAGAUAGAGAAGAACAAUAAAGGAUGGAUCAACUGGAAUAAGAAAGAAUAAAAAAGUAAAUGUAAGAGGAAUUGUCUCAAAGAAAUUGAUUUAAAUACACAUACAAUAAUGUUAAUAUUAAGUUUCAUAUCAAUAA
This is a messenger RNA of Paramecium tetraurelia, 1320 nucleotides long. RefSeq lists its product as uncharacterized. Gene Ontology annotation, molecular function: pre-mRNA 3'-splice site binding; poly-pyrimidine tract binding. The record is from RefSeq and is a predicted model, not a curated record. Gene Ontology annotation, cellular component: commitment complex; U2AF complex; U2-type prespliceosome. The transcript is spliced from 9 exons. NCBI's taxonomy places the organism in Eukaryota, Ciliophora, Oligohymenophorea, Peniculida, Parameciidae.